GAAUAACGGCUUGGAAAACAGUGGAAAACGGUCUUCCAGUAGAAGUUAAGAUCGGAAAGAUAAAGAGGUCCGAUUAGCCAAAAAAAAAAAAAAAAACACACAAAAAAAGUGGUGAAGGUGAGGAGGAGCGUUUGCCUCUGUGUCUGCAAAGAUGUCCUGAGCAAGGAGGAGGAAGUUAGAAAGGGAAAAAAAGAAAAAGAUAAGAUGAGGCGAUAGAGGAUGGCGGUUCCGAUGAUGAUGACGUGGGGACGGCGAUCCCUAUCCAGGUCGGUACGUACGACCGCCACGUGUCUUCGCUGUCGUGCAGUUUUUUUCUGGGCAGCCUCAGCGACGAAGGGUGGGGGGGGAGAAUCAGCGGUGGCAGCGAUUGCCACGUCAUCAUCACCGUCCUUAUCUGCAUUUCCAUUGUCGUCAUCUCCACUAUCAGAUCCCGAUUCUUCAGCGGCCGCGACGACUGCCACGUGUCGAGAUCAGAAGGAUUUCGAUCUUGUCCCUCCACAGCAAAACCCAAUAUGGAACUGUGUCAAGCGAUCGUCCAUCGGCGGCGGGCAAUCCUCGUCGUCGUCGACUUUCCCGCCACUCAAGGGGGGCUCUUCGUCUGCCACGUCAUCAUUUAACGUCGCGUCGGGAUCUGGAUCGCAACAGUCAUCGAUCGGCCGGCAACCGUCGUCAUCGUCGACUGGUACGUCAACAUUUAACGUCCAGUCGCGAUCGGGAUGGUCAACGUGGCAGAGAUGGCGGUCACCUCCUCCUCCUGCUUCAUAUCCAACGCCGAAGCUGGGGCAGCGGAGAGGAUCGACGGCCGUCGUUGUCCUCCUCUCUCCUCCCCCCCUCGGCUUCUCCUCCCCCUCCUCCUCCUCCUCCUCCUCCUCCUCCUGCUUCUUCUCGAGCUUCCCGAAGAUGGCUAUGGCGUCGGCGAUGGCGGGGGCGCCGUCUUCGUCCUGGCCAGCGUUGUUCGGUACAAGGAAUCUAGUCACGGGUUCAACUGCCGGCAUGGAACGAGAGGAGAGGAGGGAGGCGGAGGAGGUGGAACAAAAUGGCGGGAAAAGUGCGCCACGUGACUCCUCAUCUUCCGUCGGGAUUCGAGACUUAGCAAUCAUUGCACACGUGGACCACGGGAAAACGACGUUGAUGGACCGACUGCUCAAGCAUUGCGGAUUGAAUUUGGAGGGAGAGAGAGUCAUGGAUAGCAUCACUCUCGAGAAAGAGCGGGGAAUUACCAUAGCCUCCAAGUGCACGUCGUUUGAAUACAAGGGCUACGUUCUCAACGUUGUUGAUACCCCCGGGCAUGCCGAUUUCGGGGGGGAGGUCGAGAGAGUUCUGGAUAUGGUGGAUGGCGUCGUGCUGCUAGUCGACGCAACCGAAGGUCCUCUCGCACAGACGAAAUUCGUUCUUGGCAAGGCGCUGAGAAAGAACCUUCGCCCCCUCGUUGUGCUUAAUAAGGCUGAUCGACCAACGGUCACUAGAGAGAGGUGCACGGCGGUGGAGAACGAAAUCUUCGACCUGUUUGCGUCGUUGGAUGCAACCGAUGAACAACUGGAUUUCCCCUUGCUCUACGCGUCAGCGAGGGAUGGAUGGGCGAGCAAAGAGCUGCUGCCACGUGGCGGCGGAGGCGGCGCAUCUUCUUCGUCUUCUGCGUCGUCGUCUUUGGACAACAAGAACAAGAGUGGAGAGUCGGGAUCUCCCGUCGACGGCAUGGAUGCCCUUCUCGAUGCCGUAGUAGAGCACGUGCCGGAGCCGACGGGAGAUCCCGACGCUCCGUUCCGGUUCCUCGUGUCGAUGAUCGAUCGGGAUCCCUACGUCGGUCGGAUCCUGACGGGUCGAAUCAGCGACGGCACGGUGCGCGUCGGCGAUCGCGUCGUCGUUCUGCGGCAACGGCGCGCAGCGGACGGCGGCGGCGGCGGAGUUGAGCAGGAGGAGGAGGGGGGCGGGGAGAAUUUGGCGGGAAAUGGCGGCGGAGGAGGAGGAGGAGGGGGACAAGUGACAAAGAUUUUCAAGACACAUGGCACGACCCGAACCGUCGUCCAGACGGCCAGCGCGGGAGAUAUCGUGUCCAUCGCCGGCAUAGCCGACGCUGGGGUGACAGACACCAUAGCCAGCCCUCUCGCGAGCUCUCCGCUUCCCGCCACGCCCAUUGAUCCUCCCACGAUCAUGAUGAGUUUCGCGGUAAACGAUUCGCCUUUGGCGGGAAAAGAUGGGUCGUUGCUGACGGGCUCGAAGAUCGGCGAGAGACUGCGCGCCGAGGCCGAGACCAACGUCUCCAUCACUGUGGAGCCGACACGUGGCAACGAUGCCUUCCACGUGUGCGGCCGCGGCGAGCUACAGCUCGGCGUGUUGAUCGAGAAUAUGCGGCGGGAAGGAUUCGAGCUCUCCGUCUCGCCGCCAAAAGUUCUCUACAGGAAGGACGAGGUCACUGGCGCCACGUUGGAACCCAUCGAGGAGGUGAUGAUCGAGGUCGACGAUGAGUACGUCGGCGCUGUCAUUGAGGGGAUAUCGUUGCGCCGCGGCGAUCUGACGGAGAUGGUACCCAAUGCGCUAGGCACGGGGAAGACUCGUCUAAGUUUCACCUGCCCCAGUCGGGGAUUGAUUGGCUACAGAUCAGUGUUCAAUACAGAGACACGUGGCACAGGGAUGAUUCAUCGAUCGUUCCUGGGUUAUGAACCGAAGAGAGGACCGUUAGAUAGGGUGCGAAAGGGGGCGUUGGUGGCGAUGACAUCGGGGGCAAUCACUGCGCACGCGUUGAUGUCUCUGGAGGCCAGAGGCAUUCUGUUUGUGGAGCCGCAAGCGGAGUGCUAUGAUGGAAUGAUCAUCGGAGAGCACUCUAGAGAGGGUGAUCUUGAGGUCAAUCCAGUGAGAACGAAGCAUCUUUCAAACGUCAGAUCGGCGGGAAAUGAUGAGAACGUGCGGCUGUCGCCGCCACGUCAGAUUUUUCUCGAAGAAGCGAUUGGAUAUGUCGGUCCCGACGAACUGAUCGAGGUCACACCGAAAUCCAUUCGCCUGCGGAAACGAUACCUCAAUGCCACAGAUAGGAAAACACUUAGAAGGAACAAGGCCACCAAUGAUUGAUUGGUUGGUUGGUUGAUUGGUUAGCUGGCUGGCUGAUUGAUUGGUUCGUUGAUUGGUUGGAAUGGCUGAUUGAUUGGUUCGUUGAUUGGUUGGAUGGCUGAUUGAUUGGUUCGUUGAUUGGUUGGAAUGGCUGAUUGAUUGGUUCGUUGGUUGGUUGGAAUGGCUAAUUGAUUGGUUCGUUGAUUGGUUGGAUGGCUGAUUGAUUGGUUCGUUGAUUCGUUGGUUGAUUGAUUCGAUCCGCCUGCGGAAGCGAUACCUCGAUGCCACAGAUAGGAAAACACUUAAGAGGGAACAAGACCAUCAAUGAUUGAUUGGUUGGUUGGUUGGUUGGUUGAUUGAUUUGCUGGCUGGGUGACUGAUUGGUUCGUUGAUUGGUUGAUUGGUAGAUUGAUGGAAUGGAUUCCAAUCAAGGAAGUUGAUUGAUUGAUUGAUUGAUUGAUUGAUUCAUGCACACAGAGAGAUUGAUCGCGCAGACUGACUGAUCUAGGUCCGUGGUUGAUUGGUUACUUGAUUGGUUACUUGAUUGGUUACUUGAUUGGUUACUUGAUUGGUUGAGUGAUUGAAGAGGUGAUUGAUAGAUUGUUGGAGGAAGGUAGUAGACGAUUGGACGAAGAGAGUAGAGGAUUGAGCGUUCGCUCCACGUGGGCUGAUUGGUUUGGGUCCACGUGGGUGAUUACGUCAGUUUUGCUCCACGUCGGCUGAUUGGCCUAUUGGAUUGUUGGGGGAUUGAUCGAUCAAGGCACCUGGAGCGAGGUCCCACUUAGUCCCGCGGCUCGUGUUUUUUUUUCGUUUUUUUCCUUUUUAUUUUCGUUUUAUUUUGGUUUUCUUUUUCGGCCAUGUAUCAUCAACUUCGUAGUCAAUGGUCCAGAACAAAGAAUCCAGAGUUUU
This is a messenger RNA of Chara braunii, 3954 nucleotides long. The record is from the annotation of a GenBank genome assembly. Lineage: Eukaryota; Viridiplantae; Streptophyta; Charophyceae; Charales; Characeae.